CACCUGGCGAUUACGUUUUACUUGAUAGUGACACGAUCCGAGUGUGUCAGUUCCUGAGCCAAAAUGGCACGUUUAAUGAAACAACGCAAUACUUAUUCUUCUACUACUCGGCCAUACAAACAACCCUUAGCCUUGUAGGCACAACCCUGUCACUAGUGUCGCUAUUCACAACGCUCGUCUGUUACAUCACGUUUCCAUCUCUUCGUCGGCUCGUCAGCAACCAGCUUAUCAUGAUCUUUUGUGGCACCCUGCUAGUGGCACAGUGUCUACUCUUGUUUGGCGGUAUGGCGAGCUCGGUGUCUGAACGCCUGUGCAGCGUUCUAGCGGCAAUAUCGCACUUCUUGUGGUUAACUACAUUCACCCUGUCUUCUUCAAUCGCAUACGAUCUCCGUCGAACCUUUGGAUCCAGCAAGACGAUCAGGGUAUUGACAACAAAUCGCAAAGUCCUCAUAUUUUACUUAUCAUUAGCCGCAGGGUUGCCUCUGCUAAUUGUGGCUACCUGUCUUGCCCUGAUGUUCUUCGUAGAAGGCAUUGAUUUGCAUUACGGCGACGAACAAACAUGUUGGAUUGGCGGAGGGCAAUCUAACCUCAUAGCGUUCGGCGUCCCAGUCCUUGUGUUGCUGGUGUUCAAUUUCUCCUGUUUCUUGGAUACGAUGCGUGGCAUAUUGAAGAGCAAAAGGGAAAGGAAGACCUUGCAAGAGGGAACAGAAAACCAGAAGGACCACCAGGAACUCCUCAAAAUUGCCGUUAAGAUCUCUUCACUCAUGGGCUUCACAUGGAUGUUUGGCUUCAUAGCUGCUUUCAGCAAACAGCAAGCUGUCUGGUUUGUUUUUAUCAUCAUCAACUCACUCCAAGGAGUUUACAUAUUUCUGGCUUUCGCUGCUACCCGCAGAGUCUUCGAUCUGUGGCGUGGUCUAGUGAUGGGCAAGUCGUCAGGUACAAGCCUGCAUGACUCCUCUCAGCGGAUCAAGGAUAGGACGACGACGACCUCUGUACGAAAUACAUCCAUAUGAUUGGGUGGACGUCUGGGUUUUGGAUUUAACCAAAACCGCAUCUACUGUAAUUGACACCACC
Molecule: messenger RNA, 1074 nt
Organism: Lytechinus variegatus (green sea urchin)
Lineage: Eukaryota; Metazoa; Echinodermata; Echinoidea; Temnopleuroida; Toxopneustidae
Product: adhesion G-protein coupled receptor D1-like
Exons: 2
Coding region: 231-1013 (260 amino acids)
Biological process (GO): cell surface receptor signaling pathway; G protein-coupled receptor signaling pathway
Cellular component (GO): membrane
Molecular function (GO): G protein-coupled receptor activity
Source: RefSeq, a predicted model, not a curated record